Messenger RNA from Calidris pugnax (ruff), 1679 nucleotides. RefSeq names its product FGR proto-oncogene, Src family tyrosine kinase (gene FGR). The record is from RefSeq and is a predicted model, not a curated record. Gene Ontology annotation, biological process: cell surface receptor protein tyrosine kinase signaling pathway; cell differentiation; protein phosphorylation. Gene Ontology annotation, molecular function: ATP binding; signaling receptor binding; non-membrane spanning protein tyrosine kinase activity. Gene Ontology annotation, cellular component: extrinsic component of cytoplasmic side of plasma membrane. Lineage: Eukaryota; Metazoa; Chordata; Aves; Charadriiformes; Scolopacidae. The coding region runs from base 246 to 1559 and encodes 437 amino acids. The transcript has 10 exons.
GCCCUUCCUCCCCCCAGUCACCACUUCCCCUGCCCGAAACUGGGGGGACGGGGACGAGGACGCUGCCGGGGGCUCUUUUCCACCCACCCCAGGCUCCCUCCAACCUCGGGGCAGCCAUGGGGCUGGGAGGGGGGGGACACACAACACGCGUCUCCCCUCGUAGACCAGGUGCCUCUUCUCCUCCCCGAGGUGACGGGAUGGAGCAGCUGAAGUGACCCGAGGAGCCGUCGCAGCCGUGCCCCAGGAUGGGCUGUGUGCACUGCAAAGAGAAGGGGUCCGGCAAAGGGCAGGCGGGAGGUGAAGUGGGGUCCCCCCCGCCCCCCGCUUCCCAGUACGACCCCGACCCCACGCAACCGGGCGCCGUCUUCACCCGAAUCCCCGACUUCAACAACUUCCAGGCCGGGGGGGUGCCCUCCACCCCCUCUUUCUCGGGGCAGGGCGUAUUCACCUCCAACACGCUGCAGAUGAGGAGCGGUGGCAUCACAGGUGGGGGGGUGACCCUCUUCAUCGCCCUGUACGACUACGAGGCCAGGACGGAGGAUGACCUCACCUUCCAGAAAGGGGAGAAAUUCCACAUCGGCUGGUGGGGGUCUGUGCCUGAUGGUUUUGUGUGUGUGUCCCCCUCCCCGGGGGGGGCUGCAGAGCGGGCGGCGGGGCUGUGCUGUCGCCUGGCCGUGCCGUGCCACAAAGGAACCCCCAAACUGGCCGACCUCUCGGUCAAAACCAAAGACGUGUGGGAGAUCCCCCGCGAGUCCCUCCAGCUCCUCAAGAAGCUGGGCAACGGGCAGUUCGGGGAAGUCUGGAUGGGCACGUGGAAUGGCACCACCAAGGUGGCGGUGAAGACGUUGAAGCCGGGCACCAUGUCGCCCGAGGCCUUCCUGGAGGAGGCUCAGAUCAUGAAGAGGCUGCGGCACGACAAGCUGGUGCAGCUCUACGCCGUGGUGUCAGAGGAGCCCAUCUACAUCGUCACCGAGUUCAUGAGCCAGGGCAGCUUGUUGGAUUUCCUAAAGGAUGGGGAUGGCCGCUACCUGAAGCUGCCCCAGCUGGUGGACAUGGCUGCCCAGAUCGCGGCGGGCAUGGCCUACAUCGAGAGGAUGAACUACAUCCAUCGGGACCUGCGUGCUGCCAACAUCCUGGUGGGGGACAACCUGGUGUGCAAGAUCGCUGACUUCGGCCUCGCCCGCCUCAUCGAGGACAACGAGUACACGGCGCGCCAGGGUGCCAAGUUCCCCAUCAAGUGGACAGCCCCGGAGGCCGCCCUUUAUGGAAAGUUCACCAUCAAGUCGGACGUCUGGUCCUUUGGCAUCCUCCUGACCGAGCUGGUGACCAAAGGCCGGGUGCCCUACCCAGGGAUGAACAACCGGGAGGUGCUGGAGCAAGUGGAAAGGGGCUACCGUAUGCAGUGCCCGGGCAACUGCCCCCCCUCCCUCCAUGACGUGAUGGUGCAGUGCUGGAAGCGGGAACCCGAGGAACGGCCCACCUUCGAGUACCUCCAGUCCUUCCUCGAGGACUAUUUCACCGCCACCGAGCCCCAGUACCAACCUGGGGACAACCAGUGACCCGGCGUUGGCACCCCCCCUCCCUCCUUAUCCCCCUCCCCAGCCGGGCUCUGGGGUGUUUUUUGGGGCAAAUCACCCUCUUUUUGCAGGGUGGUUGUUGCUCUCUUUGCCUGUGGUGUG